Messenger RNA from Lolium rigidum, 1050 nucleotides. RefSeq names its product acetyltransferase NSI-like. NCBI's taxonomy places the organism in Eukaryota, Viridiplantae, Streptophyta, Magnoliopsida, Poales, Poaceae. Gene Ontology annotation, biological process: UDP-N-acetylglucosamine biosynthetic process. Gene Ontology annotation, molecular function: monosaccharide binding; glucosamine 6-phosphate N-acetyltransferase activity. The record is from RefSeq and is a predicted model, not a curated record. Gene Ontology annotation, cellular component: Golgi apparatus; endoplasmic reticulum; endoplasmic reticulum-Golgi intermediate compartment. The transcript has 4 exons. The coding region runs from base 17 to 673 and encodes 218 amino acids.
CUCACGCUCGCUCCCCAUGGCCGCCGGCGCGAGCAGGCUUCCGCCGCGUCUCACCACGCUGGCGGUCUUCUCCUCCUCACCGACGCCGAACCCCAACAGGCGCAGGACCAGGCUCCCGCCGAUCUCCAUCUCCAUGGACCCGGCCCUCGCCGACCCGGCCCACGUCCAGGCCCUCAUGCUCGCCUGCGCGCACUCCUGCGCCAUCCGCCUGCCCGCGCCGCCGGGCGCCGCCGCGAGGACGGAGCCCGUCGACAUCCGCAAGCUCCGCACCGCGCUGGCGCACAGCUUCCUGGUCGUGUCCGUCUUCUGCGGCGCCCGGUUCCUGGAGCUGGAGGACGGCGACGGAGCGGACGACCGGCGGUUCCUGGGCCUGGAGCUGGGCCUCGGGCUCGGGCGGCGCGGGGAGCAGCGGCUCGUCGGGUUCGGACGGGCCGUCUCCGACGUCGGGCUCACCGCAUCCGUCCAUGACGUCGUGGUUCAUCCGUCACUUCAGAGGAGAGGAAUUGGCAGAAAAAUACUUGAGAAAAUUACAAGGGUACUCCAUAGCAGAGGAAUCUAUGACAUUUCCGCGUUAUGUACAGGAAAGGAGAGGCCAUUUUUUGAAUCAUGUGGAUUUGAUGAUGAUGCAAUGGGUUCCACGACGAUGAUGUACACUAAAAGCAUUCAGAAAUAGUAUUCCUCCUGAUGAUUGCAAAUCCACACCAUGAUGAGAUUGGUGGCUCCUUUGACGUGUUAACUGCUGCUACUUCAUAAUGCUGACAGUGAAAAGUAUUGAGAUCCAGCAGUAAUUAUUUACCUCCUCCAGCUGGAUAUGGUAUCCAAUGUGUGCAAGCCUUUUCUGGCUUUGUAAGAGGAAAACCACCUGAAGAAAUUAGAUAUACUAGUGUAUACGGUAUACCAUAUUAGUAUGUGUGGAAGUUGGCAUUACCAAGCAUGUCUCAGAGUCCAGACUAGCAUCUAUAAAUUUUGCCACUGAUUGUAAAAGCUUACUGUGGUUACACAAAUGAAUACUUGUACGCAUAUUUUUGUUGUUGAAGUUUAUGUAUGUCA